Aspergillus ibericus CBS 121593 is the source of this 1421-nucleotide messenger RNA. RefSeq lists its product as uncharacterized. The coding region runs from base 77 to 1324 and encodes 415 amino acids. The record is from RefSeq and is a predicted model, not a curated record. NCBI's taxonomy places the organism in Eukaryota, Fungi, Ascomycota, Eurotiomycetes, Eurotiales, Aspergillaceae. The transcript has a single exon.
AGUCCAUUCAGCUUCGAUUCAGCUUCUAUUGCUUUUGACACCGUCCUUCUGCUCAUUCUUUAGAGGCCUUACUGCAAUGACGAGACCAAUCCUUUCUGGUACCAGCCCGACAAUGAUACUGCUCCUCGCCCUCGUCGCUUCGACGGUAUCGCCAACGCAGGCCUUUGGCUUACUACCGCGAAGUUCCGACUCCUGUCCCAGCAACUAUAACAGAUGUGCAGACAUCAAGUUGCCGGACACAUUUUGCUGCUCCAGCUCAUCCACCUGUAUCAGCUUGGAUGAUUCCACCUCCGCCAUUUGCUGUCCGGACGGCGAGAGCUGUGACUACAUCGAGCCCAUCACCUGCAAUGUACAGUUGCAGAACGCAACUGCACAUCCAAAGAACUCCGUCAAGACCACCCGGCUGGACGACUCCCUUCCUACGUGCGGUGAUGCGUGUUGUCCCUUUGGAUACACCUGCACUGGGGACUCGCUGUGUGCUAUGAACACGUCCAGCGCGUCCACUGGCGCUGCCAGCCAGUCCUCCACAAUGUCCACGUCCACGUCCACAGCUGGGUCAACAUCCACAGGCUCAGUGACCUCCUUCACAACCUCCGCCUCCACCACCGAUGCCUCCGAUCCGACCAUCGUCCCUGUCACCACCGGUUCCAAAUCUGCCAUCUCCGACAGUAGCAGCAACAACAGCAGCAACGGCACAUCCGCCGCUGCCCUCACAUCAAAGAGUACCUGCUCUUCAUACCCCACCACCGCCAUCCUAGCCGGCUUCUUCCCUGGGGCCUUAUUUGGCGCCGUACUGGCCCUUCUCUGCAUGUUCAUCUACCGCAAAUGGCAAAGAAAACACCAGCCCCCUUCAGCAAAAGUAGCCCAAUUCACCCGCCGCUCCUCAAAAGGCACCCUCAUCGGGAUCUCCUCUCCCAUCCCCUCCGACGAAAGCUCCUACCGAACGGACUUCCUCCUGCGUCGAAACCGGUCUACGAAACGGUACUCCGAGGGCGCCCGCUCACGGUUCCAACGGACCGGAACAAGAGUCCGGAGCCUCUUCAACCCCAACGCCUUGCCCAAAGCCAGCUCCCCAAAGACACUAGUCCCAGAACGAGGCGGCGGCCUGCCAGCUCGGGUACCGGUUCCUGUACCCCCGUUGCCGAUCUCGGUGACACCUCUACAGCCGGGUCGACCAGCAUCGAAGAAAACAUUGGCCCGCACGGAGAGUAUCAGGGUGUAUACGCCGCCGGGGGUGUUUGCCACGACGGGCGUGUUGAAGCCGGAUCCGUAUCCGACGCAUAUUCGGACCGAGGGGGCGUUUGAUGCCAUGGAUAAGUGUUGAUGUUUCUGUAGUCAAGAUUUAUUUGAGGAGGUAUUUCGUUGUUAUCUGAUAAGUUAUGUUUGAUUUUGACUUAGGAUAGAGUAAUAGUGAUGUGGAG